CAGCCGGCCCGACAGCCGCCUUUCCGCUUUGCAGCCAUCAUGGACACCAGCCGCGUGCAGCCAAUAAAGCUGGCCCGGGUUACCAAGGUGCUGGGCAGGACCGGCUCUCAGGGACAGUGCACGCAGGUGCGCGUGGAAUUUAUGGACGACACAAGCCGCUCCAUCAUUCGCAAUGUAAAAGGCCCCGUACGCGAGGGUGACGUGCUCACCCUGUUAGAGUCGGAGAGAGAAGCUCGGAGGCUACGCUGAACUUGGCUGCUGUGUCCUGGACGUUACAGUUGCGACCACUUGGCUUAACAAGGAUGAUCUGCAAGUGUUAAAUAAAGCCUUCGUAUUGUU
Molecule: messenger RNA, 339 nt
Organism: Nycticebus coucang (slow loris)
Lineage: Eukaryota; Metazoa; Chordata; Mammalia; Primates; Lorisidae
Product: 40S ribosomal protein S28
Exons: 1
Coding region: 40-249 (69 amino acids)
Biological process (GO): ribosomal small subunit assembly; translation; maturation of SSU-rRNA
Cellular component (GO): ribosome; cytosolic small ribosomal subunit
Molecular function (GO): structural constituent of ribosome
Source: RefSeq, a predicted model, not a curated record